Molecule: messenger RNA, 1645 nt
Organism: Salarias fasciatus (jewelled blenny)
Lineage: Eukaryota; Metazoa; Chordata; Actinopteri; Blenniiformes; Blenniidae
Product: protein Dok-7-like
Exons: 9
Coding region: 17-1645 (542 amino acids)
Biological process (GO): neuromuscular junction development; positive regulation of protein tyrosine kinase activity
Molecular function (GO): protein kinase binding
Source: RefSeq, a predicted model, not a curated record
GGAACCAUGACAGAAGAUGACGGAUACAGUUGUCGCGGAGGGACAAGUCAAGUUUAGAGAUGGGAAAAAGUGGAAGACGCGCUGGGUCGUACUGCGGAAACCUUCUCCAGUCGCAGAUUGCCUGUCUCUGCUGGUGUACAAGGAGAAGAAGAAAGUGAAGGAGAAAGGCGGCAGCCACAAGGAGAGGCUGAAUGUGACGCUGGAGGGAAUCUGUGGCGUGGAGCCGGGCCCCGGGUUCGAUGGAGUCUCCUACACCCUGUCCAUCCUCUGCCUGGUGCACACGCUGGUCCUGGGCUUUAGCAGCCGGGACGCCCUGCUGGCCUGGGACGCCCGCGUCCGCUACAGCCUGGGAGAAGUCCACAGGUUCGGCGUCACCGUGGAGCCCGGCACGACGCUGCAGAACGGCUCCGCCUCCCUCCACCUGUGCAACAACCUGCUGGCGCUCAGCCGCGGCGUGCCGCCGUUCGUCAUCGGCCACUGGAAGCUGUCGGCGUUGAGGCGGUACGGCGCCGUCCCCAACGGCUUCGUGUUCGAGGGCGGAAGUCGCUGCGGAUACUGGGCUGGAGUUUUCUUCCUGUCCUGUUCAGAGGGAGAGCAGAUCAGUUUCCUGUUCGACUGCAUCGUUCGGGGCAUCACGCCCAGCAGGGCGCCACAUGGCCUGCGGCCGAACCUGCCAGCAGAUCCCAGCGCCGACAGCUGUUCGGCAGAGGAGCGAAUCAGCCAGGAGACGUCGGAGCUGGAGAAAAGACUCAGCAUGUUGUCUCACUGCAGCCUGGCCAGCAGCACAGCCUCCACAUACAGCUGCAGCACAUCUGUUGCCGCGGACGACCGCAGCAGCAUCUCCAGCUCCUCCUCCAGCCAGUCGGACACCAGCUACGGCAGCCGGCCGUUUUGGAUGGAGCCGCUGUCCAGACCGCCGCCGGCCGGCGAGACGGCGUCCAGCUCGUCCUCGCUGAAGACCCUGACCGGCUCGGACGACCGGCUGUUCGCCGCGGUGAUGGGCGGCUCCGCCGGGCGCCCGGCCUCCGCCCAGCCCCGCCCCCGCGGCCUCCAUGACAGCGGGAGGCAGAGCUCGCUGGACAGCGGCAUCGGGAUCGGUCAGUCCUCGUGCUCCGGGAGCUACUCGUCCUGCACGGGGAGUCUGGACGCGUCCAGCCAGGGGGGAGGGGAGGAGUUUGGCUCUGUGGCCAGCCUCCCCGCUGUGCCCUCAGGGCCUCCUCCCCCUCCUCCUCCUCCUCAGCCCACACCCGGUCCAGAGAGCAUCUCUGCUCGUGUCUCCUCCUCCUGCUCCUCCUGCUCCUCCUGCUCCUCCAGAUCCGUCUCCCAGGCUGCCCGGAGGCACAGUGAUGAGUACCGCAUCCCCAGCCUGCUGCGGCUGUGGUACGACACCCCCAGGAGUCUGCUGCACGCCGCGUCGCCACCGCCGCCGCCAUCGCCAUCGCCAUCGCCAUCGCCAUCACCAUCGCCAGCCCAGAGAGAGACACCCGAGGCGGGUGGCGGUCUGAAGCGUCUGGCCACGAUGCAGCGCUCGCUCUCCUGGGGCAGCGAGAGGGCGCCCUCUGUUGACAGCGACGGGAGCUCCACGCCCACGGCCCUGCUGCUCCCCGCACACACUCAGUUUAAAGUCCUGGUGCUGAUCUUCUGA